AUCAGCGUCGCACUCCUCUACCACUGUAGAAUGAUGUGUUUAAAUUGCUAGUUUAACUUAGAACAUUCCUAGACCCACGGACAACAUGGAGUCGCGAUCUGCUGAAGUUGUGUACGCUACCCGGUUGAAGUACACGGACCCGGCCACAAGAUGUUUUAUUCUCAACAUUACCCCCGGAGUUUCUGAGAGGCAGCUAGAAAAGCAGCUGAACAAUUAUGGACGUGUUCAGGUUUACACCUACCAACCGGCGACGGUGAGAUUCCCAGGAUGGGCUUGGGUAGGGUACCACCAUCGACAUGGAGUGAACAACCUACUCAGCAUGUCAAAAGCCACUCAGAAAGCAACGGCGGAAUUCACUGCUAAGUUGAAAAGUGAAGCGCCCCUCGAGGAAACUGGAAAGCCGAAACCUGAAGUGGAUACUCUGGAAACAUCGGCAACUCGGGUGGACACCGAUCCUGAAGCUCUUGGCCCGCUCCCGGAAAAGCAAUCCAUUGCAGAGGAACAUGAGCCGUGAUGUACGCCAUUUUCCCAGCAUAUCGCCGUUUUUUUUUGUUUGAGCGUCUCGAGUUAUUUGCUUAUGCAUACUUGCACGUUCUGGCGCAGACUUUCGGACAGUCCCUUCGCAGGUACACGCCGUGUAGUCAAGGAUGCGUUUCAUACCGUUGAAGUCCACCGUUUUGUGCUUUCAGUGACCGUAUUUCCUUUGCGAAUCAGGCAAACAAUGAGUAUGUCCUUGCGUUUGAUUCAACGCAGUACUACGCCAAUUAGUGGGAAGCAGGUCGUCCUUCCCAGCAGCAACACCUUUUCUGAAUCCUACGCGUUUUUUGUGCAAAUUGUCACGGUUGGAGGGGCAAAGCGGGGAUACCCGCGCGUCCCGGUGACUGAAAGAAUCUGUGCAAGCGACAUACUUGUUGGGAAUCUCCUGUAACUGCGGCAGCUGCUGAUGAAUGUCUCCACAAUGGCAGCGGCGUUGUCGACCUAACGAAAGACGUUAGUACUGGAAGGAACAUCACGUACACACCGAUGAUUUCAUUCCUUUUGUGCCCGUGUUGCUCGAAUCAGGUCCGUAGUAGCGCACCUUGUGCUUUAAGCUAACACCCAUAUGGGUAAUGGUCAUGACAUAUCGCUCACCUCUGUGGUUACUCGGCGCGUCGUUCACGCCUAGUGUGGAUGGUACCUGCCGAAAACAGAGUCUAUUGUUGACCAGAAGAUGCACAUUUUAUGUUGU
Molecule: messenger RNA, 1228 nt
Organism: Toxoplasma gondii ME49
Lineage: Eukaryota; Apicomplexa; Conoidasida; Eucoccidiorida; Sarcocystidae
Exons: 2
Coding region: 86-514 (142 amino acids)
Molecular function (GO): nucleic acid binding
Source: RefSeq, a predicted model, not a curated record